CAAGUACUUGAUAAGAGGGACUGCAUGAGAACGCCUGCCUGGACAUAGAACAAUGUCUACGUUCAAUUAACUUCGUCUUGCGGUGCAUUUGCGGAAAACGUGCCGGAAAGCUGCCAGGAAGCAUGAUAGGUAUUGAAGUGGAUGAUUUUACACUCUGUUAGAUGUAUACAACGUUUUAAUAAUUGGCAUCCAGCGCGACAGCUUACUGAACAGCUGCUGCAGCGGCGGUCCAUCCUGCAUAAGGACAGGAACCUUGUGGUGAAAGCGACUAACCGUCGGAGCAAGCUUACAAGUGGCGGUGAAGGCGCCCGUCGGGCACGUGCCGGCAUGAAGCUCACUAUUGCCAUUGAGGGCUGCUGCCAUGGCGAAUUGGACAAAAUUUAUGCGACAUUGCAACACUUGGAACAGCGGGAGGGCAAGAAAAUCGACUUGCUUAUCUGCUGCGGCGACUUCCAGGCCGUCCGUAACCUGGAUGACUUGGAGACCAUGGCUUGUCCGCCCAAGUACCGAUCCAUGCAGACGUUCUACAAGUACUACUCGGGAGAGAGGGUCGCACCCUUCCCAACCAUUUUCAUCGGCGGCAACCACGAGGCCGCCAACCACCUGUGGGAGCUCUACUACGGCGGCUGGGCGGCUCCGAACAUCUACUUCCUGGGCUUUGCGGGCGCAGUCAGGUUCGGCGGUCUGCGCAUCGCGGGCCUGAGCGGCAUCUACAAGCAGCACGACUACACGCGGGGGCACCACGAGGCGCUGCCGUACAGCGAGUCCACCAUCCGCUCGCUCUACCACGUGCGGGACUUUGAGGUGUAUCGGUUGCUGCAGCUGCAGCAACCCGUGGACAUCUUCCUCAGCCACGACUGGCCCACCAACAUAGCGCGCUACGGCAACACGGUGCAGCUGCUGGCGCGCAAGGCGUUCCUCCGUUCCGAGGUGGAGAGCGGCACGCUGGGCAGCCCCCCCGCCGCCCAGCUGCUGUCCGCGCUGCGCCCCGCCUACUGGUUCUCCGCGCACCUGCACACCAAGUUCGCAGCGCUGGUGCAGCACACACCGCAGCAGCAGCAGGGGCAGCAGCCUGGGCAGCGGCAGGGUGGGCAGCAGCAGCGGCAACACCAAUCCGGGGGGCAGCAGCAGCAACAACAGGAGCAAGGUGGGGAGCAGCGAGGGCAGCAGGCGGCAGGGCCGGGGCCCGGGUCGGCAGCAGCAGCAGGAGGAGGGGCUGGGGCUGGGAGCGGCAGCGGGGGCGGCUUUGCUAGCACGAGGUUCCUGGCGCUGGACAAGUGCCUGCCGGGACGGGACUUCCUGCAGGUGAUCGAGCUGGACGCCCCCGGGCCCCCCGAGCUGCACUACGACGAGGAGUGGCUGGCGGUGCUGCGAGGCACCCACCAGCUCACCAACCUGCGCUUCAAACACGCGCCGCUGCCGGGCAUGGGCAUGUUGCGGAGCGGUCCGAGGCCGGAGGACGUGGAGUUCGUACGGCAGGUGUUUGCGGCGCGGGGGAGCACCCGCAUCCCGGACAACUUCACCGCCACCGCCCAGCCGUACGACCCGCAGCGGCAGCAGGGGCAGCGCAAGGGGCGCAUGCCGCAGCGACAUGAAAGGAACCCGCAGACGGUGGCAUUGCUCGAGAUGCUGGGACUGCCGUACAACUUGGAUCACAAGGACGUCAACGGGGCUGCGGCGGCGGGGCCGGCGGAACCAGCAGCGGCUGCUGCUGCUUCGGAGGCAGCAUCUAUGGCCGCAGCGGCUGCGGCAGCAGCAGCAACGGCUGCAGCAGGCGGGGCGGUACCUAGGGGCGGCGGCGGGGGUGGUGGUGGUCUCGGUGCGGGACUGGGCUCCGGAGGCGCACGAGCGAGCAACCGGGCGCCGCUUUCCCUGGCGCCCCAUCUCAUGGCUCCGGCACGACCCAGAUCAGCCUCAACCGCCGCCGCCGCCCCCAUCGUGCUGGCCCCCAACCCCGAGGAAAUCGACUUGGGAGAUAUCGACGAGGAUGCGGAUAUGGAGGCGGGCGGCGACAACCCGUCUGCGACGAGCGUCCAGGAGGGGAACGCGGCGGGUGGGAGUGAUGGUGGUGGUGGCAUGGCGGGUGAUGGAGUAAUGGGUUGUGGCGGC
Molecule: messenger RNA, 2109 nt
Organism: Astrephomene gubernaculifera
Lineage: Eukaryota; Viridiplantae; Chlorophyta; Chlorophyceae; Chlamydomonadales; Astrephomenaceae
Source: the annotation of a GenBank genome assembly